This is a messenger RNA of Aspergillus alliaceus, 750 nucleotides long. Its product is annotated as putative eukaryotic translation initiation factor eIF1a-like protein. The record is from RefSeq and is a predicted model, not a curated record. The transcript has 2 exons. Gene Ontology annotation, cellular component: nucleus. Gene Ontology annotation, molecular function: translation initiation factor activity; RNA binding. Gene Ontology annotation, biological process: translational initiation. Bases 125 to 541 code for a protein of 138 amino acids. NCBI's taxonomy places the organism in Eukaryota, Fungi, Ascomycota, Eurotiomycetes, Eurotiales, Aspergillaceae.
CCCCUCGUCACACCUUAUCGGAUCAACGGUUGUAUCACACACAGACAAGCCACCGUCUAAGAGACCGCAACAACAUCAAUUCCAAGAAACUUGAAGAAAAAAGACCAAUUCCAAUUCUAUCACAAUGGCACCCCCACGACGCAAGGUCCUCGCAACCGCGGAAGAAACCUUGACCCCUCCAGACGAGCUCCAACAAGGUCAGCAAAUCGCACGAGUUAUCAAGGCAACCGGAAACAACAUCUACGCCGUCGAACUAUCAUCCAAAGACUCGAUAUUGGUAGAACUGCCGUCCCGAUUCCGCUCCAGGAUCUGGAUGAAACGGAAUUCCUACGUUGUGGUCGAUACCAAUGCGCUCGACGACCGGGACAACAAGCUUGCCGGGGAGAUCGUUAAUAUUGUUCGGGAUGAGAAGGCCUGGCGUAAGGCUCCAUUCUGGCCGAAGGAAUUUGUGAAGCCGGUUACUGCUGUUGCGUCAGAUUCAGAAGACGAAGAAGAAUCCAAUAUGGGCAAGAUGCCUCCAUCGGACGAUUCCGAUGCAUGACGUAGCCCUCGACUCAUAGUAAUCGUCGCACCUCGUGCAUGUGUUAUCUUGUGUGCCUCUCGAAUGGUUUAAAUGAUGAAACAAUGAAGUCAACAAUAUAUUUGCAGUCGGGCGGACGCUUUAUCACUGAGCGUGUUCCUUCGCACGCGUGUCGCCAAGUGCCUUUCUGUUAUUCAAAAGGACACCGAAAACCUGAACGGCAAGCGAAC